Messenger RNA from Rhodofomes roseus, 1762 nucleotides. RefSeq names its product origin recognition complex subunit 2. Gene Ontology annotation, biological process: DNA replication. Gene Ontology annotation, cellular component: nucleus; nuclear origin of replication recognition complex. NCBI's taxonomy places the organism in Eukaryota, Fungi, Basidiomycota, Agaricomycetes, Polyporales, Fomitopsidaceae. The transcript has 3 exons. The coding region runs from base 141 to 1682 and encodes 513 amino acids. The record is from RefSeq and is a predicted model, not a curated record. Gene Ontology annotation, molecular function: DNA replication origin binding.
GACUGGACGGGUAUGCGAGGGCCGUAUCAUUUGUCUGGCUGUUGAACAGGAAGUUCUCCGCGCAGAGACCGGCUCUUUGGUGACGACUCUCACCAUCUCACCGCUGCGCAUCCGUCUCAUCGCCGUUACACAAUAACACAAUGAAGCGAGCUAGGAGCUCCUCUUCCUUGGCGGACUAUGCGUCCUCAACGCCCGGAACCAGCGACGUCGACGGCGCCUUCGACUCUGAAGACGACAAUGAGCCGCAGUCCUCGCCCUCCCGCGCCUCCUCGCGCCUCGACGCAUAUACAGACGACCGCGACGACGACGCGCCCUUCGGCGAGUCCACCCCGGGGCUGAUCGCGCGGACCGCGUUCGAUGCGUACUUCGCCCUGCAUUCGCGCCCGGCGCGCACCUCCGCCGCGGUCUUCAGCCAGCUCGUCCCCGCGCUCGACGCCCCCGCGUACGCGCGCGCGCUCGCCGGCUCGAAGGCUCUCACGUCGCCGCACCUCCUCGAGAGCACGCGGCUGUGGACGGACGAGCGGCUGCGCGCAGGGUUCUUCGUGCAGUGGGCGGACGAGCUCCGCGAGGGAUUCAGUCUGCUGUUCUAUGGGUACGGGAGCAAGCGCGCGGUGCUGAACGCGUUUGCGAGGACGCUCACGAAGCCGAGGAACGUCGCAGGGAAGAAGGAGCGCGGGGGACACGUCGUCAUCGCUAACGGCUACCUGCCUGGCUUCGCGCUGAAGGACCUGCUCAACUCUGUCGAGGCCAUCCCCGCGCUGCAGGAGCUUGACGCACAGCAGACGGCUGCAGGCGGGGGCGCCGACGCGCAGGUGCAGCGGAUCUAUGAUUACUUUUCUAGUGCGGACGGGGAUGAGAGGCUCUAUCUGGUGAUACACAACAUUGACGGCGCGGGUCUGCGCGGGUCGAAAGUGCAAGCCGCCAUCGCCCGCCUUGCGCGUGCACCGCGCAUACAUGUCGUUGCAUCCAUCGACAAUGUCCAAGCCAUGGGCCGUUGGUCGCUCUCAGAACUAUUCGCGCGUAAGGCAGCGCCGUCGUCCCCGGCCCCUCAGGAAGAUACCUCCAGCAAACGAAAAGGCAAAGGCAAGGCGCGCGCCGUCGAUGACCAGAUAGAGGGCACACAGACAUCCUACGACGUCCCACGACGUGGGUUCGCGUGGCUCUGGCACGACCUCACUACGCUCGCGCCGUAUGACGCUGAGCUCGCCUCCGCGGACCCAUCCUCCAUCACGGGCGCCUCGUCCGGUGGGCGGCGUGGCCACGGGGCAACUGCCGCGGCGGGUGGCCCGAAGCUGGUCAGCGAGACGGCCGCGAGGCAUGUCCUGGCGAGCGUCACGCAGAAGGCGCGGAGACUGUUCGUGCUGCUGGGCAGCAAGCAACUUGAGCUCAUGGCGUCUGCGGCGGGUAGUGCUGGCCCGGGCGCAGGCGAAGCGGGGACCGCGGGUCAGGACGCGGCGUAUGACUACGAACGCUUGUUCGGUGCUGCGAGGGAGGAGUUCAUCGCUACGAGCGAUACGGCGCUGAGGGCGCUGCUUGCGGAGUUUAGGGACCAUGGAUUGGUCGUGUCGGCCGUCGCCCCCGUCGGAGCGGGUGGGUCAGGGGGAGGAGAAGCCUUGUGGAUACCAAUGAGGAGGGAAGCAUUGACGAAGGUUGUAGAUGAACUGAAGAAAGAAGGGGCGUGAGGUAAGAGCAUGCAUGAAGAUAUUCUCAUGUACAGUAGUUCAAUGCUAAGCAAUCUAGCUUGGAUAUGGUGUCUCAACCC